AUGCCACGAAACACACGCAAUUCCAAGUCGACGGCGGCCGACGUAGCAGCUGCCAACGGCGCUCCAGGCGGAAAGACCGACUCGCUCCUCCAAAGAGCUAACGAAGCCGACGAGAAUGUCUUCCUCUUCGUCCCCAACUUGAUAGGAUACGCUCGCGUCGUCCUGGCCGCUCUCUCGCUCUACUUUAUGAAGGGCAACCCAAAGGUCUGCACGCUCCUCUACGGCGUCUCGUGUCUGCUCGAUGCCUUCGAUGGCAUGGCCGCGAGAGCGCUUGGCCAAUCCACAAAAUUCGGCGCUGUACUCGACAUGGUGACCGAUCGCUGUACCACCGCAUGUCUGCUGUGCUUCUUGACGGCAGCCUACCCGCGCUGCGCCGUCAUCUUCCAAGGCCUCAUCACGCUCGACUUCAGCUCGCACUACAUCCACAUGUACAGCUCGCUCGUCACCGGAUCCGCGUCGCACAAGAUCGUCACCUCGGAGACCUCCAAGAUCCUGUGGUACUACUACAACGACAGCCGGACGCUGUUCAUGUUCUGCGCGGGCAACGAGCUGUUCUUCGUAUGCCUCUACCUCAUGGACUUCUACAAGAGGCCAUUGGGGCUCGACAUUGAGCCACUGCUCUUCCUGUUCCCCUCGGCGCUCAAGGCCUCGCCGUGGAUCUCUUACGUUGUCAAGGAGACACCACAGCUCAGCUGGCCACAGAUCGUGGGCACGAUCACCUUCCCCAUCUGCGCGGCCAAGCAGAUCAUCAACUGCGUUCAGUUCUGGAAGGCUGCCAAGGUGCUGGUGGGCAAGGACCUCGAGGAGCGACAGAAGAAGCGCACCAAGUCGCUUUGA
This is a messenger RNA of Kalmanozyma brasiliensis GHG001, 837 nucleotides long. RefSeq names its product CDP-alcohol phosphatidyltransferase. The record is from RefSeq and is a predicted model, not a curated record. Gene Ontology annotation, biological process: phosphatidylinositol biosynthetic process. Lineage: Eukaryota; Fungi; Basidiomycota; Ustilaginomycetes; Ustilaginales. Gene Ontology annotation, molecular function: CDP-diacylglycerol-inositol 3-phosphatidyltransferase activity. Bases 1 to 837 code for a protein of 278 amino acids. Gene Ontology annotation, cellular component: Golgi apparatus; membrane. The transcript has a single exon.